Molecule: messenger RNA, 4369 nt
Organism: Danio aesculapii
Lineage: Eukaryota; Metazoa; Chordata; Actinopteri; Cypriniformes; Danionidae
Gene: phf20a
Product: PHD finger protein 20, a
Exons: 17
Coding region: 126-2924 (932 amino acids)
Biological process (GO): regulation of transcription by RNA polymerase II
Cellular component (GO): MLL1 complex; NSL complex
Source: RefSeq, a predicted model, not a curated record
AACACAUUGGAAAAUAAGUGCGCGCAUCUCGCGCCCAACGUGCUUACAAUAAAAGACGCUUUAAUACAUCAACAACGGGCGUUUAUAAUUACAAAAGGACGGAUAUCGCCACAGUUGCUGACAUUAUGAGCAAAAGGCCUGCUAACAGACGAGGAAUUAAGUUUGAGGUGGGCGCUGCUCUUGAAGCACGGGACAGUCUGAAGAACUGGUAUGCAGCAAACAUAGAGAAGAUUGACUAUAAGGACGAGAAGGUGUUAGUUCACUAUCGACAGUGGAGUCACCGAUAUGACGAGUGGUUCGACUGGGCCAGUCCGUACCUGAGGCCUGUGGAGAGGGUUCAGCUGAGGAGAGAGGGGCGGCAGGACGACAGCUUCAUCCCUGGAUUUCAUGUGAAUGACAGAGUUCUUGCCAGUUGGUCCGACUGUCGAUUUUAUCCGGCAAAAGUUCUGGCUGUCAAUAAAGAUGGAUCCUACACGGUAAAGUUCUACGAUGGCGUCGUCCUGACAGUCAAAGGAAUCCAUGUGAAGUCCUUCACCAAAGAGAGACGAAAGAAACUAAAUGAUCUGAAUGGAGAGAAGCCAGUGAUACAACAGACAGAAAAGGAAAUCCAAGAGAAUGAAGCCAAUGGUGAUAAACAAGCAGCAGGACAGACCGACUGUGUUCCUGAGAAAGAUGAGGACGAGAUCUCAGACGUGGAUAGAGAAGAAGGCGAACAGAUGCAAUGUAAAGUGGAAAAUGAAAGCGUUAAAGAGGAGAGAGAUUUGGAGGAAAUAGGUCAACACAAUUACAGUAAGUCACUUGUGAAGAAGGGCUCAGGGUUUCAGGAGAAAGAAGAGGAGGUCAUGGUGAAGAUGGAGGACUCUGCGCUGUUUGACUCUAAUGUGAACUUCAGCGAGAGCGCGGUAAAGAGGAACGAGACAGAGGAAACAAACGUCCUGGCACAACAAAAGAAGGAGGAAGUCAAAGAACAAUGUCUUGCUCAUGACAGAAAAGCACGGAGGCAGCGGAUAAAAAGGAAAAGGAGACUUUCAAUGGCACGAAGGAGCUCCAAAAAAACCAAGACUGAUUCAGACAAAACUUGUCAUAAUGAUUGCAAGUCCAACAAUCAGAGAACUCAAGGAAAAGAACCAGACCCCUUACAUCUCACACAACCGUCCAAUGGCACGGCAGCAUCUCAGGCUCAGUGUCAAUCAGAAACCUUCAAGCCUACAGUAAGAAAACAAGCCUUUCACAAUCCCAACCGGUUCAGCAGAGAGCCUCUGUAUAGAGUCAUCAGAAACCAGCCUCCACCGGUGCUCUCUAUCAACCUGGAUCAUAACCUGUAUAAAUGCAACACCCCUGGCUGCUCAAAGUCCUUCCGUAAAGCAAAACUCCUGCACUAUCAUAUGAAGUACUACCAUGGAGAGGAGUGCCCCAUAGAACCGGACCAGACCAAGGAAAUAGACAAAAACACCACACUUAAUAGUCACGAUGGCUCAAAGAAGAGAUGCGUUAAGUCACGCGAGUGUGCGCGGGUGACUGUGAAGAAACGCUCUCUAGCGCCUCCUAUUGCCAGCGCACAGAAUUACCAGCAGUGGCCUUUACUGAAGGACAAGACCAGAGAGAAUCAGCUAGAUAACACUAUGCAGAGAUGCUUCGACAAGGAAAGAGAUAGGAGAUUUAUGGAUAUGGAAGGUGUGAAGGAACGCGACAGGCUGAAAGAGAAACAAAGCAGAGACUUCCUGCGUAUAAAGUUUAAGGAAAAGAAAAAGAUACGAAAAACCACAUCAGAUGAGGAUAGUAUUUCUGAUUGGUCUUCUGAAAGCUGUGGGUGGAGUGAAGAUGAAAUGGAGGCGGAUCUUGACGUCAUCACCUCACCUCUCAGCUGUAGUUCUGUUGCUUCGACUACAGAAAGUCAGGAAACUGUGCGCUGUGUGUGUGAAGCAGACGAGGAGAAUGAUUUCAUGUUACAGUGUGAAGAGUGUCUGUACUGGCAGCAUGGGACCUGUAUGGGCCUCUUGGAAGAGAACGUUCCAGAACGAUAUUCCUGCUUCAUUUGCCGGGAUUCUCCAGGUUUGGAAAGACAGGUGAGAGGUCAGAGACAGAGCCUGAGGUACUGGUAUGACAGGGACUGGCUAAGCACUGGCCACAUGUACGGUCUCUCUUUCCUGGAAAACUACUCCCAUCAAAAUGGUAAAAAGAUUGCAGCCACCCAUCAGCUGUUAGGGGACGUCCAACAUGUGGUUGAAGUCCUCAAUGGCCUGCAGCUCAAAAUCAGCGUGCUACAGAGCCAGACUCAUCCAGAUCUUAAGUUGUGGCGACAGCCGUGGAAGACAUCUGAAAGAUCCAGCAUGAAAAGCAAGGCUCUUUAUGAUGCAAAAACCGUGUCUUCUUCAGCAGGGUUGGAGGCCAUUGAACAUAAAGAGGCAUUUUCUUCAUCCUUCCAGGACUACAUCAGCAGUGAGCACUGCUACCAAAAACCACAAACUCUUUACCAGGUAUUGGAGCCAAGGCUGGUGCUAAAAACACGGGUAGAGUCGCUGCUGGAAGACCGAAUGCACAGCACUGAAAGAGUGCUGAAGAAUGAACAACACUACAAUGGAGAAAUGCUGAAGACUUCUAGUACUCAGCUCUUUAACCACAGCAAGGUUAUAGGAGAGAAGUGUGAGGCGGGUGCAGAUGGAGGUGGAGAUAAAGGCGGAGCUCUGCCGCAGCAGUGGAAAGUCAACCUGCUGGACCAUAUCGAGACUGUUCAAGAAGAAGUCACUCACAGGAUGGACUUCAUCGAACGGGAGCUUGAUGUUCUUGAAAACUGGCUGGACUGUACGGGUGAGUUGGAGCCUCCAGAACCGCUGGACCGUCUGCCUGAACUCAAGCACAGCAUCAAACAACUACUGAGUGAACUGGGAAAGGUGCAGCAGGUCGCUCUGACUUGUGCCACAUGAGGGCGCCAGGACUAAUUUCACAGGACGACUACCUCAGUUUGAAACAUUAUUAAACCAGGCCACGAAACCAAAAAAGCCUAUAGAAUAGACUGAGAAAAUGUGAAACUGAACAUGCUGGUUUUUGUCACAUUAAUACAGAAUGUCACCAAACUCUUUAUCACCUCACUUAUAUUUGUUACAGCAAAUGCUAUUUAUAUCCAUUUUAUUCCUUCUGUUUCUCCAAAAGGAAAGAACAAAAUUCUUUACGAAUAUGUUUGCUUAAAGGUUUACAAGAUAUGUCUUUGACAUUUAAUAAUGCACAGUAUGCUCACAUUUCUCAAAGGGUUAGUUCAAACCAAAAUAAAAGGUUUGUCAUUAUUUACUCAUCCUCAUCUUUUGUUCAUCAUUGGGACACAAAUGAACAUAAUUUUAAUCAAGUCUGAGAUAGUUGUGUUUGUCCAUUGAUAGCCUAUUUACCCAAAAUGCUGAUGCUUCAAAAUCUUUUGAAAUAAAGUAAAUAAAUCCAUUUAAAUGAAGUGAUUAAUGCAUGUCUUCUGUAGACAUGUGAUUGGUUCAUUUGAUGAACAGAUUUAAUUAAUGCUUUUAUUCGCAUGAAUACAUCAUAAAAAAUAUCAAAACUACACCUGCUUAGUGUAUAAGAACAAACCUUAUUGGUUUUUGCUCAUAAACCAAGCAUGGCUGAACGUCCAUGACCAGUUUGUAUACUGUAAACAUUGUUUCCUUGUCAGUGGUUGUAUGUGAUUAAACGCCUAUAAUAAGUCAUGUAAAUGGUUAUUUAAAGCGAUAGUGUCUCGUGGCCAUUCAGUUUAUUUGUCGUAACUCAUUAUGAAUCUUUUUAUGAGACAUUUGCACAGAUUAAGCUUUUUUUCUGGAGGAACAUAAAUCUCUUAUUUGAUUACAAAUAUCUUCAUUUGCAUAUUUCUAAUGCGUUGAGAACACGAGGGUGAGUAAAUCAUGGCAGAUUUUUCAUUCUGAGGUGAGCUUACUUUUUCAAUAUAUUUACACUUCAAAUCAACUCAACAUAUACAAACUAGAUUUUAAUUUGUCCUCAAGAAAGUUAAAUAUUCAAACUGAAAGUUUAAUCUUAAUUGUUUAAUCCUAACACCUAUUUAGGAAGUCAACAUUUGCCCUGCACUCUUUAAACUGCUAAUUAACCCUUAACCUACAUGUAACUGGUUGGGUGUGAAGUCAAAUGUACAUUGUGCUCCAUUAUAUUUAAAAGAAAAGCUGCUUAGGAUGUUUAAGUGUUUUCUGAAUAUUGCUUAUUUAUUUCUGAACAACUGUGAAUAUCAUAAUGACUGUAAUCCUCCUGUCUAAAAUCAAAAAUUUUUCUCCAGAGCUUGGAAAUGCUGAAAUUCUCAUUUCGAAUGCAUCUCAGUAUUAAAGGGAUAGUUCGCCCAAAAAUAGAAAUUUUGUCAUCAUUUUCUCACCAUUCACUUUUUUCA